UAGCAAAUGUCUUACUUGGGAAGGGGAGAAAGGGGACCUUCUUAUGUGCUACUGAAGGGUUUUCUAAGUUGUUCCACGUUUACUUUCUUUCUGCUAUUAUCUUUAAAUACUGCAGAGCAUUGUGAGCUGCGUCACUCUGUGCACUGCCACAGGAGAUCCCCGAGCCAUGACAGACUGUGAUGGGACUGGUGGACAAUUCAGCGAGACAUUGAUACUGUCCAUUGGCACUCAGUUCUUCUGCAAUGACACAUUCAAACGUGAUGAUUAAUGCCACGUGCAUAGAAAGCAGAUCCUUUGUAAAAACAAUACAAUUGUUAUUACCAUCUUUCUCCCUAAGCAUCCACGGUAUACUACUCCACUUAUCAUCUUUGUCAUUCUUGUACAAACUGCCCAGCUACAGUGGUUCUCAAACACAGCUGUGCUUCAUAAUCACCUGGGGGAACUUUAAAGAAAUCCAGGUGCCUGGGCCUCACUCCAGCCUGCUCUAUCAGAAACGCAGGGUUAGGGGUUGGAGUGGCCAGAUUCCUGCAUUUUCAAAGAGCUCCCAAGGCAAUUUUAAUGUGGUUAGUUUAACAGUGUUUGCAAAUUACUGAACCACAGCAACUUUUUUAAAAGGGAAAAAAAAACAUUUGCUAGAGGACUGGAGAGACUGUAUUUUCCACUCUGAAGUCUACAGUUAUUUUCAGUAGACACUGAACCAGGAAAUACACGGUUCAGGGCAAAACCUCCCUUGUGGUGUCAUGUUCUUUGGUUAUUAAGUCUGUGCAGAGAGUUUAAUUCCAUUUUGUAUAUUUGUUUAGGAUGUUUUAAAACAACACUGAAGCCCUGAAAACAAACGGUCUUAACAGCUGAUGAAUCACUCUUACUAAAGAUGGUUUAUUGAGACAGGGAAAGGAGUAGAAACAGGUGUUUCAUCUUAUCAGUUACUGAAUUAUGAAGAUGAAUCAGACGUUUCACUUUAUGGAAGGCGAGGCAACCAUAUUGUAAAUGACGUUGGGAUUAACGUUACUGGAUCGGAUUCAGUUGCAGUAAAAGCUUCCUUUGGUGUAGUAACCAAACAUGAAGUGGAAGUAUCAACAUUACUCAAGGAAAUUACUACACGAAAAAUUAAUUUUGACCACAGUUUGAUACGUCAGUCAAGGAGGAGCAGAAAGGCAGUAUUGUGUGUGGUCAUGGAAAGCAUCCGAACCACACGACAGUGCUCACUGUCUGUGCACGCUGGAAUUCGUGGGGAAUCCAUGAGGUUUCAUUUUAUGGAUGAACAGAAUACCAGGGGAAGGGACAAAGCUAUUGUUUUUCCAGCACACACAACCAUAGCUUACAGUGUUUUCGAACUCUUCAUUUACUUGGAUGGUGCCUUUGACCUUUGUGUCACUUCAGUGUCAAAAGGAGGAUUUGAAAUGGAAGAAACGGCAACAUUUGCACUGCUCUACAGAUUGAGAAAUAUACUAUUUGAAAGAAAUAGAAGAGUGAUGGAUGCCAUUUCUCGUUCACAGCUUUACUUAGAUGAUCUUUUUUCUGACUAUUAUGACAAAUCUCUCAGCAUGAGUGAUAUUUCACUCAAAGAAGGGACUCAUAUCCGAGUUAAUUUACUUAAUCACAGCAUUCCAAAAGGACCUUGCAUACUCUGUGGCAUGGGGAGCUUUAAAAGGGAGACGGUUUAUGGGUGCUUUCAGUGCUCUGCCGAUGGGCAGAAGUAUGUGAGACUUCAUGCAGUUCCUUGUUUUGAUGUUUGGCACAAGAGAAUGAAAUAAAAUGGAAAGUCAAUGUAUCUUGCUGGUGCUUUAGGUGCAACUGUGCCACACACCUUUCCAAAAUUAUCUAGGUUUGCUUUGAUGAGUUGUAGCAAAUUAAAGAGGGAGGGGAACAAGAAAUUAACCUGUCUGGGCAUCAUUUUUCCCAUCUAUAACGUGGAGAUGAUAAUAGUGUCUACCUCAUAAAUUGUCAUGAGGAUUAAUAAUGUUUAUAUUGGAAAAGGUUUAAAUAUAAAAUUCAGAAUAUAGAUAUUCCUUCAUAAAAUCUGCCAGUCACUUUAGAAGUAUAUUUUGGGAUUUAGUCUCAUUUUACAUAGAAAUUUUCUAGAUAUCAAUUUUAUUUUUAGUUGGCUUUUAAUUCAAGAUCUAAGAAUGACAAGAGUACACAAGUGGCAACUUUAUGGUGCUUUAACUGUUGCCCUAGGUCUGGUAAAAUGAGAAAAAUGUGUUAAUAAUUUAAUGUAAUCCUAAAUGUUUAAUUGUGGUAUCAAAUUAAAAGCACACUGAGCUCAGUGUGGGGUUUUG
Globicephala melas (long-finned pilot whale) is the source of this 2279-nucleotide messenger RNA. It is a transcript of the gene PJVK, whose product is annotated as pejvakin. Gene Ontology annotation, biological process: sensory perception of sound; programmed cell death. NCBI's taxonomy places the organism in Eukaryota, Metazoa, Chordata, Mammalia, Artiodactyla, Delphinidae. Gene Ontology annotation, cellular component: cytoplasm; neuronal cell body. The record is from RefSeq and is a predicted model, not a curated record.